Molecule: messenger RNA, 171 nt
Organism: Nematocida major
Lineage: Eukaryota; Fungi; Microsporidia
Exons: 1
Coding region: 1-171 (56 amino acids)
Source: RefSeq, a predicted model, not a curated record
AUGGACAGAGAAAGGAGAACGCACGAAAUAUUUGCAGGGGCCACAUUCAAUGACUCCCCAGACCCCUCAACUCUCCCUGCGCCAAAUAUACCCGAGGGGUACGUCGUGCAAAAGAAGAAAGAAAAGGAGAAGCCAAAGAAGCCGAAGAAGGGAGGGCCGAAGAAUAAAUAG